AAACGAGACGUGAGAUUUACCGACGCCUGUAGCUGGAGAAUUAGAACAUAGACAUGAUACUUUCUCUGUAUCUACAUCUGUCGUUCGCUCGAGCUGAGUGGGUUUGUACACGUGUAACGUUACAGCGGAGUGUUACAUGAAGCUAACGCUGAAUCCAGUUCACACCACAGGCUGUAUGCUAUAUUCUGGGCUGAAGUGAAGGGAUAAGGCCAAGAAGAUGAUGGAAGAGAGUGGAAUCGAGACUACGCCUCCUGCCAGCCCUACACCUCCUCUGACUGUGGCUGCCACAGUCAGCCCCCCGCCGAUCACCAUAGGUCUGUCCAGCCCUCUGUCCCUCCCUGGCACCAGCUCCAUCGGUUCCCCCGCAGUCUCCACCGCUUUCUCCCCUGUUCCCUCCCUCCCUGCUUUCAGCAGCCCUGUGGCCGCAAACCCCUCCCUGUCCUCCCCGUUCCCCCCUCCAUCCACCCUUGCCUCACCGUUCACCAGCAGCUCUCCGUUUCCCUCUCCCACCUCUGCCUCUUUGUCCCCUCUGGCCGCUCCCAUCGGGCCACCUCCCCUUUUGGCUCCCGGCAUGUCGGCCCCUCCCUCAGGCCCGCCUGUAUCCAGCUUCUCCAUGAGUGCAGGAUAUGACAUCACACGGGGUCAUGCCGGUCGUACUCCGCAGACACCGUUGAUGCCGACAUUUUCCAGUCCUGCCGCCAUGCCAGGUGUGGGACCAAACCCCAUGGUUCAGCAGCCAGCCAUGACAGGAGGAUUAGAUGCUGGAUCUCCCAUCACUUUCCCAGAGGAGCAGGAGGAUCCCAGAGGACCUGGACACACCAAUGCUGGUGGAGGCAUCUGGGGCUUUUUUAAGGGAGUAGCAGGUAACACUGUCGUAAAGACAGUCCUGGACAGAACCAAGCACUCUGUGGAGUCCAUGAUCACCACUCUGGAUCCUGGCAUGGCUCCAUACAUCAAGUCUGGCGGGGACAUUGACAUCGUGGUGACUUCAGAUGAGAUGAACGUGGAGGCCGUCAGAGACGCCUUCCAGGAGGUUUUUGGGAUGGCCAUGGUCACUGGAGAGCCCGGUCAGUCCAACAUCGCCCCGCAGCCGGUGGGCUACGCAGCUGGAGUCAAGGGGGCUCAGGAACGCAUUGAUAGCCUGCGUCGAGCUGGUGUGAUCCAUGAGAAGCAGCCAGUGGUCUCUCUGGAAAACUUCAUCGCUGAGCUCUUUCCUGACAAGUGGUUUGACAUCGGCUGUCUGAUCCUGGAGGACCCUGGUCACAGCAUCCGCAUCGAGGUCUUCACGCAGGCAACCCCUGUGGCCCUAGAUCACGUCCAACAGGCUCAGUCACUGACCCCCCCGGACUACAGCCUGCGCUGGUCCGGGCUGAUCGUCCCAGUGGGCGAGGUGCUGGAGCGCAGCCUGCCAAAUGUCAGCCGGACGGACUGGCACCAGGCCAUGACGGGCAUGGCCCGGCGCCAGAUGAUCCAGAGCGCCGCCAAAGCCCUGGCUGGUAUCUACAAACAGCAGCUCCCCCCCAGGACUGUGUGAGGCCUAGUGCUUCCACUUCCUGUCACAUACCUGGAGGAGGCAGAGACACGUCAGAGGAAAAACUGGCUGAUGGGACAGCGAGUUCCCCUCGUAUCUCGCCAUCUAUCCGCCGUCUGUCCUCGCGGGGCGAAGCCAAAUGCACAUUUCUUUAAAAGACGUUAAUGCUCCGAGAUGUUUACUGAGGUCCCAACAUGUCAGAAGGGUUUUACUGAGAGGCCAUCCCAUAUCUAGAUCCUCUCUAGCGGCCUACUCGGCCUUUAAGGGGAGACACUGCAGGGGAAUGGGGGGAACAGACAUAUUUCAACUAACGGAUAUCAGCAUCAAACUUCCCCAGUGGAACAAUUACAUUAAGACCAUUCUUUUUUUUUUUUUGUACUACAGGUUUUCUGAAAUUUUAAAAUUUUCAUUUUAAAUAUGCAAAUGAGGCCUUAUUUUAUUAAAAUAUGUGCUAAUUAGCCGACAUUUCCACAACAGAAAUGUGAACAUUAAUAAUAUAGAGCCUGGUUCAAAGUUCUAGUUUCAUUUUGUUGACAUUAGUCAGUUUUCUACAAAGCGAAUUAGGUUUAAUUUUGGAUAUCUCUUUUUAUCAUAAAUCCGCAAAAUUCUGUCAACAACCAUUAAAAAAAAUCCCUUUUCUCCAUGUCUUUCUGAAUAAAUAGUAUGAAUCAGGCUGUGAAUGAUAUCUAAACAAAGCCCUGUGUAAAAAGUCUCCCAAAUAUAUAGAGGAGUGACAGUGGACAGUUUGGUGGAUGGAAGUGUACUGAAGAGUCUUUGAAGAUACAGAUUGUAACAUUGAGACAUUUAGAAGAGCCUACAGGUGAGUAGGGUCAACAUUUAACUACCAGAUCUCAGCAAGCAUUAAACUUCCCCAACGGAUUACUGACACAAUCUUUGUAUUACAAGUUUCUGAAAUGUUUAUGAGGCAUUAUCUAACGCUAACUUUUGGUGAAUUUAGGACAAAUCUACAGACACAAAUAGGCAACCUGUUGUCAAAUAAAUGUUUUCUUUCCACAUGUGAUAAAGAAGACCUGUUAUGGAAGCAGAAUAGCCCAAAAACUGUUUUUGUGUGUAGUGUCUCCCCUUAACUACUAUGGAAUCAUCUCAUCGUCCUUCAUAAAAGAUUAUUACACAUGAUGUAUAUUAAUAUCAACAACCUUAACAAAUAUUGUGGCAAUAUUUACUUUUUUAUGAAUGCUUCUGGUUAUUGUCCAGAUUAUUACAUGGGCUGUGUCCCAGUGGCAUUCUAUGUUAGUAGAGAUCAUCAAAGACUUUAAAAAGAGAGCCAAUCCAAAAUGUGGUAGAGCCAGACGGAGCAGAACAGAGAGAGAGACUGCCAAUGCUCUGACCCAGCUACACUAAGUAAGGGGUGUCAAACAUACGCCCCGUGGGCCAGAACCGGCCCUCCAAAGGGACCAGUCAGGCCCACUGGAUGACUUAAAGUGUGAAAAUUGCAGAGAAGUAAUUCAUUCCAAUUGCAAAUGUACCACUUUAAUCUCAGAGAAUAUCAGUUUUUUCUCAGGAUAUUACCCCUCUCUCCCGGGUCCGUAACAUGAUUAUUUUUCCUACAAUGGCUUCAGAACGCUGUCGGAGCAGAAGCAACUAGUGUUUGCCAACAUCAAGCUGACAAGAAACUCUGUGGCAGAUCAAGUUUCUGAUCUGUCUGGAGAGGUCUACUGGUCUGGCCCACUGCAGAUGGGAGAUGUGGCCCAUAAACUAAAAUGAGUUUGACACCCCUGGAGUGUGGAGCUGGGUUAGGUCUGGGAUACUAGGGACCUUUGAAGUCCGCCACUACAUACUGUAACAGCGUUGAUUCCACUUUGGACUACAGUUUGGAGAGUACUAUUAGUAUUCAACAACCUUAUGUACUGUUCAUGAAGUAACCGCUACUGCUAGUUUCACAUUUCAAAAGCUUAAGUAGCUGGUAAACAUUUUAUUCUAAGCGUCUUAAUUUGGGUGAAUAUUUGAGUUUUCUGAGCUGCUCGAGCCAUCGAUCCACCGUCCGCUUUUCGGUUCUUUUUUUCUUUUUCUUUUCUUUAACAAUUUCUUUUGAGCUGUAAAUAACUCCUUUCUUUGUUUAAAACAAAUGUCCCUCACCGUGGCCGUAUGAACUUUCUAGAGGGAACGUUAACCCACCUUGACUCACCCUCGCUAUUUAUUAACGCUAUUCCUAAACUCAAUUCAAUUUAAACAACUUUAUUUAUCUCUAGAGGGCAAUUCAGUGUUGCCCUUAGAGAUAAAUAAAGUUGUAAAUAAAUGUAUUGCUCAUUGGAAAUUUAUAUUAAUAAUUUGCUGUGCGGUAAAUAGAUUAAACACAAAUGAAUUUAUCAUGUAACAUUUAAAAUAAUGAAAUUAAAUAAUAAAGGUAUUAGAAGUAGAUUUUUACACAGGUAACACCUGAAAGCCUUCAUGGUGUCAGCUGAUAUUCUGCUUUAAUGUGGCAUAUUCUCUUAUUUUUUUUAAUGACCAUAAAUUGCUCAGUGAGCGUAGAGGGGGCCCUGUGGGGCCUUAGAGGGGGCCCUGUGGCCAGUAGAAGCUUCUUAAAGCACUGACUUAAUAUGAAGCAAAUGUGUGAUCAUGGUUUAUUGUGUUGAAGCAUUUGCUCCAGGCCAAAUAGGGAUCUCUAUUUUUAUUUAGUCGGUGCAUAAUUUACAGGGGGGAUGGGGGAGGGUUACAAAUAUCUAAUAAAUUCUUUACAUAUUUAAAAGACAUUUGCACCAUAAGUCGAUGCAUAAAAGUUCACCAGAAUACAGGAAAUGAAGUGUAUGAUAUGCUCAAAACUGCACAGCUCCGUGAGCAGCCAAUGUAGUAGCAUACACUGAGGAGGUUAUUGCUUCAAUCACCUACAUUUACCAUCAACACUGAUUGGUAAUCCACAUCAAAGGUGGCCAUGCACUAAAUCCACUUAGAAUCCGUAUGUAGCGUGCAACUGGGACACAGCUAAAAUUGUCUGAUGGACCAAGUGAUAUGUUUUAGAUAUGUAUUAGUUUGGAAAAUCACAACAUGAAGUUCAUUGAUUCUUGCUUGUUUUACGGGCAACAUCUUUGCACAUUGUUGUGCUGUAUGUAUUUAAACCCACGAGUAAUAGCAGCAGGAUGCUAACAGUAACCUGCGAUGGGAUAAGAAGAAACUUAAUUUAUUUUCUGCUUCUUCAGGCAGUUGGAACACUGUCGGAAACGGAAGUUACUCAUACAGUACACUAAACUCUGUUUGUGAAGUUUGAGUGGAAAGAUCAUACUGUGCACUUUCAUUUGUGUCCCCUAAAUGUGCCUUUUUACACAAAUUAAAUAAAUCCCUUUUUCAUGCAGGUUUGUAUCGAUGCUACAUGUUUUUUUUUUCUACAUUACAUUAACUUGACAUUUAAGUUAUCUGUUGAUCGUCUUAUAAGGGAGAGAUGCAUAGACAGGCCAGGCAGGCAGACAGACAACGGAUGGAUGGACAUGCUUUUUUACAGAGAUCAGAGAUCUGUUUCUGUGACCAAAUGGAGUAAAUUACAAAUGCUACUAACAAUAAUCAUACAAAUAUUGGGUCAUAUUAAUGUACUGUAAAGUGGGACCAUUUCACCACUGGAAUCCCCCUCACCGUUGUGACAUGUUUUGUAUCUCAUGUUUGUCCUAUAAAUAAAAAUGUGCAGCAUGUUCAUUUGUAGGUUAAUGAAUGUUCUGCUUGCCAUAUUAAGAAAGGCAGGCUUUUUUGGAACAACAAUUACAUAUUGUCUAAAGUCUCUUGAAAGCCCUCAGGAUAAAAAUAAGGUUGGCUCAUAUGAGACAAACGGUCACCUUGCAGGAUUGUGAUUAACAUCAAUUAAUUUUCUUUUCUUUUAAACCCAGAAUUCAUUGCAUUGAUGAAUGUCUUUCUAAGUCCGAGGUGAGAAUCAGGAAUGAACGGUAUUAAAGUUUGUUGGAAUUGA
Molecule: messenger RNA, 5441 nt
Organism: Perca fluviatilis (European perch)
Lineage: Eukaryota; Metazoa; Chordata; Actinopteri; Perciformes; Percidae
Gene: prrc1
Product: proline-rich coiled-coil 1
Exons: 9
Coding region: 218-1534 (438 amino acids)
Biological process (GO): activation of protein kinase A activity
Cellular component (GO): cytoplasm
Molecular function (GO): protein kinase A regulatory subunit binding
Source: RefSeq, a predicted model, not a curated record